AUGGCCUCCUUACAAUCAAUCCCCAUCUCUACUAAUUGGCUUCAUCACUCUGUCUCCCCUCCACCAGUGAAGCUGGGCCACUGCACACUGAAAUGUGACAAGUACCUGGUUUGCACAGACGUUUCACUUGUCUUUGAAAUCCGGAUUUCUUUGGUAUUACGAAACCUCAUUACACAAAACAUCGUAUCUUACAUCACUCAACCCAACACGUAUAAAACCAAAAACCACAAGACCGCGAGCGACGGCGGGAACGAGAGCAUGCACUUCGGCUUCGCGGCCAUGCAGGGCUGGCGAGUGUCUAUGGAGGACGCGCACAACUGCAUCCCGGAGCUGGAUGAUGAAACUGCGAUGUUCGCGGUCUAUGAUGGACAUGGAGGUGAAGAGGUUGCUUUGUAUUGCUCCAAGUACUUACCUGACAUCAUUAAAGAGCAGAAGGCGUAUAAGGAUGGCAAACUGCAAAAGGCUCUGGAAGAUGCGUUCCUGGCUAUAGAUGCCCGAAUCACCACAGAGGAAGUCAUCAAGGAGCUUGUUCAGAUAGCUGGACGUCCUCAGGAAGAAACAGAGAAAGUAGCAGAUGAAGAUGAUGUUGAUAAUGAAGAAGCAGCUCUGCUGCAUGAAGAGGCCACCAUGACAAUUGAGGAGCUGCUUAACCGCUUCGGACAGAACCAAAACAAAAAUGCCAAAAAGCCGUGUCCAGGUGCCUCUAAAGAGUCUGAGGAGGGAGAGAAAUCUCAUGCUGAGAAGGGAAUCAAUGGUGAGAUGGAAAGCAGGGCUUCUGAAGUCAACAGCAGUAAGAAGAAGGCGGCUGGUGCUGGAGAUGCGGCCGGAGGCUCCAAGAUUAGGGCCUGCAGAAGGGCGGCUGCAUCCGGUGCUGGCUCUGCUUCUGAUGGAUCCGCUGAGAAGUCUGGGGAUGCUGGCCCUUCCUGCUCCUCGUCUGCAGCUCCCGCUCCAGGAAGUGCCAAGUCCAAGUUCUUUGAGGACAGUGAAGAGUCGGAGGAGGGAGAAGAUGAAGAGGACGGUAGUGAGGAAGAGGACUGCAGUGAGGAGGACGGUGAGAACAGCAGUGAGAACGAUGAAGAGGAUGACACAGAAGAGGGAGAGGAAGAGGAUAGUGAUGAAGAGGAGGAUAUGUGCUUGCCGGGCAUGGACGGAAAAGAGGAGCCAGGUUCAGACAGUGGCACCACAGCUGUAGUUGCUCUUAUUCGUGGGAAGCAGCUCAUCGUGGCCAACGCUGGAGACUCCAGAUGUGUGGUGUCUGAAAAGGGAAAGGCAGUGGACAUGUCCUAUGACCACAAGCCAGAGGACGAGCUGGAGCUGACCAGAAUCAAGAACGCUGGUGGGAAGGUGACGAUGGACGGCCGUGUCAAUGGAGGCCUGAACCUCUCCAGAGCGAUUGGUGAUCACUUUUAUAAAAGGAACAAGGCUCUUCCCCCAGAGGAACAGAUGAUCUCUGCUCUACCUGACGUCAAAGUGCUGACUCUCAAUGAAGACCAUGAGUUUAUGGUUAUAGCCUGUGAUGGCAUCUGGAACGUGAUGAGCAGUCAAGAAGUGGUGGACUUUGUAAAUGAGAGAUUGAAAACUGAGGCUGGUAAAAACAGACCCCUGUCUGCCAUUAUUGAAGAGCUGCUGGACCACUGCUUAGCACCUGACACCUCAGGAGACGGCACAGGAUGUGACAACAUGACCUGUAUAAUUAUCACCUUCCCCCCACACCUUGGGAGCAACAAAGAUGAGGGCACCAAGAAGCGAAAGCCAGAGGAGGAAAACGGCAACGACAGCAAAAAAUCCAAAACUGAAUAGAAGAGCUGUUCCUGAAGGGGCUGAUUAUUUUGAGGACACUUUCCCCUUUGAAUUCAGACCACUGGGAAAAUUUUAAGGAUAGCUCCAUAAGAAAGAGCGUUUUAGUUUUAAACAAUUCAAAGACGCAAGCAACUAGAACUGUUAACCCAGACCAUUUGUUCUUUGUUUUUUGUUCUGAUUUGUUUAAUAUUCCCUGUCGACGACGACGUCUGUAAUUGAUAACUGAAUGAACGAAGCGCAGUGUGGUAGCAGAGGUGAUGACACAAGAGUCUGUGUCCUCCUGAUGUAUCCGUACCCUCGUUUGUGUACAUAGUGUUUUUCCAGUAACUGUCAGCUUGAUUUGAACGCUCUUCUUUUCUUAUUUUCAGUAGUGGAUCAUUGUGUCAGUAUUUGUGACCUUUUUUUGUUUUUCUGAACACCAGUAUGUAAUUGAUAAAAUACAUUUUUUUUUUAAAUAAUGUGAUGAAAGAUGCUCGCCUUUUUUUUUUUUUCCUGAUGAAGCCAUCACCCACAAAUAAUCCUCUUGAAAUGAUGAAUUUACACAUUCAUGACAUUCCUUUCUCCCUUGUUUCUUGUUAGUGAUUUAGAACCAUUUUCUGUUUGCAGUGUCACCGAUCCUAAUGUCUGUAAUAAAUCGGCUUCUUUCGUUUUGAUCAGAAGGCUGGCAUUGGGAUCAAUGCCUUAUGGAAGUCCUCGCUGCAAAAUAGUUUUCUCAUUGUCCUCGGUCUUGACGCGUCUAUCUGAUUCAUUAAGGUUUAUAUACGACGUAUUUUGGAAUAUAUAUUUUGGUACUUUUUAAGAACAUCUUGGUGGGUUGUACGGAGAAGUCAUUGCUCAGAACUACAAUGUUUUCUGUACCAAUAAACAAGUGGAGACAA
Cyprinus carpio (common carp) is the source of this 2678-nucleotide messenger RNA. Its product is annotated as protein phosphatase 1G-like. Gene Ontology annotation, molecular function: cation binding; protein serine/threonine phosphatase activity. The record is from RefSeq and is a predicted model, not a curated record. Gene Ontology annotation, cellular component: nucleoplasm. NCBI's taxonomy places the organism in Eukaryota, Metazoa, Chordata, Actinopteri, Cypriniformes, Cyprinidae. Gene Ontology annotation, biological process: protein dephosphorylation.